Molecule: messenger RNA, 7336 nt
Organism: Biomphalaria glabrata
Lineage: Eukaryota; Metazoa; Mollusca; Gastropoda; Planorbidae
Product: protein DENND6A-like
Exons: 21
Coding region: 35-1777 (580 amino acids)
Cellular component (GO): recycling endosome
Molecular function (GO): guanyl-nucleotide exchange factor activity
Source: RefSeq, a predicted model, not a curated record
UGAGAGUAUGCACUAGCACUUAAAAAAAACAAAAAUGGGUGACAAAACUUUAGAAACUGAGGAUAUCCCUCGGAGCGUAAUAAAUGAAGACGAACCGAUUAAUAAAAGUCUAACAAUGCUACCAUGGGACAGAUUUUCUAACUGGAUCCACUGUGCCUGUGUUGUGACUUUUGAUUUGGAGUUGGGCCAGGCUAUGGAGUUAAUUUACCCUGGCCAUAUCAAGUUAACAGAUAAAGAGAAAAUGAAUAUAUGUUAUCUCUCCUUUCCUGAUUCCAAUUCAGGCUGCAUGGGUGAUACACAGUUUCACUUUAGAAUACGUCAGUGUCCAGGUAGAAAGCCUCUUGUUCGAGCCCAUAGCCAGUACAACAGAGAUUGUCCAGUAACAUUGCAGUUAGAUGAUGCUCACUAUUAUGGUUUUGUUUACUUUAGACAGACUAAGGACAGGUCGAUACGUCGAGGAUAUUUUCAGAAGUCUGUUGUUCUCAUCACUAAACUGCCUUUUAUAGCCUUAUUUAAUCAAGUCAUUAGUAUUAUUGCCCCUGAGUACUUUGACAAUGGGGAACCUAGUCUUGAAGCAGCCUGCCAUGACAUCGAUCAAUGGCCUUUACCUGUGCCAGGUGACACACUCAAUCUUCCCAUAAUGGGCUCAGUUAUACAGGUCAGACUUUCCUGUAGGUCAGACAAGCUGAUAGGUAGUGUACCACCUAAGUAUAGUCAGACGCAUUCCAUUCCUGCUCACUCUAUUUUACCAUCAAUACAUGAAGUAGAUAUUUACAGUUCAUUUCUUAGUAUAUUACCACAUGUUCAACUUCUUUGGGAAUUGGUGCUUAUAGGGGAGCCCAUUGUAGUGAUGGCGUCAUCUCCAACUAUAACAUGUAAUACCGUACAAGCUCUUGUCAACAUGAUAGCACCACUUAAGUUUUGCAGUGAUUUCAGACCUUAUUUUACUAUUCAUGACAGUGAAUUUAGAGAAUACACAACGAAAACACAGGCUCCGCCACCGGUUAUACUGGGAGUGACAAAUCCAUUUUUUGCCAAAACUCUGCAGCAUUGGCCUCAUAUUAUCAGGAUUGGUGAAAUGGGACCAUUAGGGAGUUCACCUAAGCUUGCCAACAAAGUCAAGAAAGCUGCUGCUUUGAAGACUUUGGAUUCCAACCCAGGAGUCUACACCAGAUACAAGUCUUUUCUCACCAAAGAUAAAGCGAUACUUAAACGUCUUAUGAAAGGUUCCCAGCUGAAGAGACCUGUAGAAGCUCAGAAUGCCAUCUUGAGAAGACAUUUGUUAGAACUUACUCACAGCUUUAUGAUUCCUUUAGAGAGAUAUAUAACAAGCUUGAUGCCUCUACAGCGAAACAUUUCACCUCACAAGGGCCCUCCAAAGCUGCGACCUUUUGAGACGGAAAAGUUUAUAGAAACAUUGGAACAGUCAGGACCUCAGUUGACAUCAGGAAUAAAAGGGGAUUGGGAGGCUUUGUAUAGGCGCUUCUUCCGUUCACCAAACUUUGAAGGCUGGUACUAUCAAAGGCAAAAAGAAGUCAACCAAAAAUUGCAGUUGUUACAUCUUGAAGCUUUAAGUAAUGCUAAUUUAUCCGAAUGGAUUGCUGAUAAAGAAGAAGUUCAAAUUAUUGAUCUUAUUCUCAAAAUAAAAGACAAACUGAAUUUCGCUACUCACAAUCACGGCCUUGUUGGAAAAGAAAGUGUGUCAAGGUUACAGAAGCAGCUGGAAGAUAUUGUCUCCACUCUGCCUGAUGAUCUGCAGAGCGUCAUUAAAACGUGACACCAAAUUGAGACACCUCCCAUCUCUGGGGAACAAUUACACUUGAUAUUUCAAAGUUCCAUUGUGAUGUGAUCAGUCGACAAUUAUGCCUGUGUUGUUGUUUUUUUUCAAAACAAAGCUCUAGCAGACAUCUGACGUUAGUCAAAUAUAGGUUUUUAUGAAGGCAACCACCCAACUCAGGAAUUAAUUGUUAGGUUGUCAAUACCCAAGUUAAAAGAAAGGAAUACAAAAACAUCUCUCAGUGAUCAGAAAAAAAAAAUGAGUUUCCGUACCUCUCACAUUUUCUUAAACAUUUCCUUUCACUAUUUAUUGAUUCUGACAACUGGGGGUGAUGACUGUAACCUGUGCAGUUUCAAAUCAAAACAUAUAUAUAAAUACUGUAGAUUCUUGUUAUUAACCAUUGUAAAUAUAUUCUUUUAAUGUGUUUCAAUUUAUGCAAAACGUUCGAGCACAGUUUUAAGUUGUGUUUUAAUGAGAAUAAAUGUUUUAAGUUUUGAGAAUAUUCUACAAUUGUAACCGGAUGUUGUAUUUUUACUAGACAUUGAGUUCUUUAAAAAAAACAGAACCAUAAAGAUGUCAUGUUAUCCAGAAGUUGCAAAAAAUGGAAUAUUGGGAAUAAUUUUAAAAUGUUUCUCAGUUCCAGGGACUUACUGUAUUAUUCUAUAGUUUUAUAUAACUCUUUCCAUGUUCAGGCUUGAUACAAUGUUCUCAUUAACUGUAUUAUAAAAAGAGUAACAAAAAGUUAUAAGAUUGUUCAUUAGGGUGUACUGUUGAAAGCUGGUCUUAUACAAUGUACUAUUUAAAGCUGGUUGCAUUCAUUCAACUGUUUAAAGCUGGUUGUAUACAGUGUACUAGUAUACUAUUUAAAGCUAGUCGUUUAUAUUGUCAUGUUUAAAGCUGGUUGUGUACAGUCUACUAUCAGGUUGUAUUCAUCAUCAAAUAUUAAUUAUUAGAGCAUUGUGUCUUUUUUUAUGUUAUAUUAAACAAGUUGACUUUGUAUACUUCAAAGUAAAUUGAUCAUUUCUUUUCUACAUAGUGGUGUUAAGUAGAAUAAAACAAAUAGUGUUAUUUUGUAAAUGGCAACUCUUAUUGUAUAAUACUCUAAAACUGCACAAGUGAACAACCAGAGCAGCUAUUCUGAACAUCAACUUGGAUCAAAACAUAUUGUAUUUCUUACCCGUUCAUCUCUUUCAAACCUCAGUGCAACUUUAGAAUGAGUUGAAGUCAUCUUAUUUUGUUACUCUAAUUCUGUUUCAUUGGUUAUUGUAUUUGUAGUAAGUUCUUGUUAUUAAUUGUAAUGUAAACCUAAACAAGUUUUCUCUUAUUCACUAUAUGAGAGGGAAAAAAAUGUAUGUUGGGCUAGUGAUCAAUUCUGGAAUAUUUAAAGUAAUUUCAUUUAAAAAAAUGUUUUGUUGUUUGUUUUUUUUUACUUGUAGUGUCAGGAUUAAUUGACUACUAGUUUAUCCUGGCUGCCAACAUAAUCUAUAACUUUCAUGUGAUAAAUUUCUUCUUUUGCAAUAUGCUGUUCAACAUUUAAAUUCAUUUGUAUCAAUUUAGUUUCAAACACGUCCCAAAUUUUAAAGUUUCCUAUUGUGCUCCGCCAAGAGAGUCCCAUGUGCUUUAUAAAUUUGAAUAGUUAUUUUUUUUAUUUUUUUUUUUUACCAUUGCAGUUAAUAGUUGAAUCUAUAAUACAUGAUUCUUUAUAGCAUUUCAAAAUGUUAUUCAACUCUAUUUAAUGUGUUGUUUUCAUGAAAGGAAAGGAAGAAACAUUUUUGUUAGUUUCUUUCACAAGUCAUUGAAUUGUUACAUGUAUUUAUCAAGUUUAAGGGUAUUAGUUUAUUAGGGCUUGCUUUAAAACAUUCUACUGUUUCUUUGGUGUUUACAAGCUUUUAAUGCACAGAUGAUUUGAUCUCAUGUCUUUGCAAUUUGAAUUAAGAAGAGAUCACAGAGCUUGAUUUGAAUGAUGUAGCAGAUAGAAGUGUAUGCCAUUUGUGUGUCCAGAGUUAUCAUCAGACACAGCAUUUCUAUAGCAUCUAGGCAUUUUCAGUCAAGAUAGGAAAUAUCUAUAGGUAUUACUAAACCUAAGACUGUUUUACUGAUCUUUAUUGAACCUUUGUUGUUAUUGCAAGGACUCCUUUCUCAAUGAAAAACAACAACAUUCCACAAAAGAGACUAGACUCAACAUACAAAGAAGUUCAUUGAGUGACAUCAUACACACAGACAUCUGGAUCCUCCUCACUUUUCCCAGGUCAGUGCUGAUACAGUCUGGGUCAAGAACAAACUUUUCUAAUGCCUUUCAUUAAAUGCCUCAACAUGUGGAAUUAACAAAAAUGACUUUGUCCUAAUUUGAAAUGCCCUGAUUGAAAAACUUUUUAAUAACAAAGCUUUAUUUUACUGGGAUUACCAAGGAAUCCAAUAUCAUUGUUUCAUUUACUACCUAAUACAUUCUGAGAGUGAGAAAGCUUAUUAUAUGCUCUCCAUUUGUCAAUUGGGUAUUACUACUGACAAGGAAAUGUAUAAAAUAUAAAGAGUUUCAUAAUUUCAGGAUUCCUUUUAAACUCUGUUCUGUUCAGAAUUAUAUUGUGUUGUUGUUGUUUUUUUUGUGUGUGUUUUAAAAAAAUGAAGUCAAAAUGAUAAAAAGUAAAAAAAAAAUUACUUUCGUUUUUCUCUAUGCUCUUGAUUUAGACCUGGGUGUUGAUGUAAGUGUUAUCAAGUGUACAUGUCAAAGUCUUUAAAUUUCCAUGAUAUAUGUUUAUCAAAUAGUACAUCAAACAAUCAAGUUAUUGCUUUUUAAAAAGAUAACUAGUGUUGCCUAUUUAGUAUUAUUAAUAUAUGUAUUACUAACCCACAUGUGUUUUUAUUUAAGUAAUGUAUACAGAAGUUCCACCGUGUAAAUUAAAUCUGCUAUUUAAUUGGCCAAAAUAAACUAUAUAAAUAUUUAAACAUGAUGUACCCGGUAAUGUGUCGAAAUUUUAUAUGAAUUAGUCAUGAAACCUGCACCAUAUUGAAAGACAUUGGUUUUCUUUAAUUGAAAGGGUAUUUUAUAUUUUAGAACUGAACUGAGAUUCUUUGAAGUUUUAGUUUAAUAAUAACAUAUCUCCUAUAUUACACUGUUAAUACUGUGUCUCAUGUUUCUAUAGUUACUGACUAUGUAAUGACCUUUGUUCAUUUUGUCUAUUUAAUGUCUCGGCUUCUGUUGAAGAAAUAAAAACGUGUGUGAGUGUGCAAAAACUUGUGUGAUUGUGCAAACAUACCAUAAAAUUUGAAUUGUUGCUGCAUAAGGGUGAAAAUUUAGUAGUACAGAUUUUUAAAUACUGUUGUGAAUGUAAAUGUUUGGUAAAUGUAAAUUUUAUUUAAGCACUACUAUCCAAGUACUUAUAUGAAUGGUGUGUAGUUCUCAAUAUUGUAUCUAAGUGCCAUUGUGAAUUUUUAACUAUUUAGCCAGUGGUCUUUUUUUUUUUAGUUAAGUACAUAGUCUAAUGAACUUUGCAAGGGUCUUUCUGUAAGUUACAAAUUCUAUUAUAGGACAUUGAAGAAAAGAACAAAUAAUGUUCAGUAGAAGACAAUGGAGAUGUAGGUAAAUCAGCUGAUAAUAUAAAAUUGUGUAACAUAAUACACAGUAACUUAUAGUAAUUACUGUGUUUAUGGCCAACCAAACAUCAGGAUCAGCAAUAAUUUUUGUAAGCAUCAUUAAGUUAUGCAAACAAAGUUCUAUUGGCCAAGGAAUUGUUUUUUGAGUUUUUUGAAUUGUAAAAAAUAUCCGCCUAUUGUUUAACUGAUAAUGCAAUAUAAGAAGGUCACUUGAUAAAAUAGUCAAAUUGUAUUGUUUUCUGAAAGUAUUUUUGAUUCAGUUAAUUCAUUUCAAAAUUCAACUUAAUCCGGUGAACAUAGAUAUCUUUGUUGGGUUUAAAUUGAUUCAUAAUUGAAAAUCCUGUCAAAUGUUUUUAUUUUCAUUUCCUGAAAAUGUAUUUUUGUUUACUUUUCACCAAGUGACUGAUUUAGUCUGGCAAAUGUCAGAAAUAUCUUAUUCUCCUUUUAAUUGCAAUCAAAAGAUUUCACAAUUUAAAUCCAUAUACUGUAAGCCUAAUAGAAUCUCAAUGAUUUGUUUACAAUUGAAGAAGGGGUGUUUAUUAUAUUUUGUUGUUCAUUAUUGGCCUUUGUUAAGUCAUAACUACAAGAAGGUUUCCACAGCAAUUUUGUCUUCAAAAGUCUUUUGUCUCUUAGAAAAUAAAUUAAGUUUGCAGUUUAACUAGAAGUGUUAUUGCCAUCACUUCUUUAGACGAAGUUCUUAGAAAAUAAAUUAAGUUUGCAGUUUAACUAGAAGUGUUAUUGCCAUCACUUCUUUAGAUGAAGAGAAUGUGAUGUGACACAAUGUACAUAUUGUUUGAUUAAUCAGUAAGCGACAAAAAUAUUAUCAACUUUCAUUUAUUUUCUCCUUUUCUUAGAUUUUUUCCUUCCCCCACUGAAAAACCUAUUUACCACCAUUUUAGUCUAUGCUCUGGUAAUAAAUAUUUAUACAUUACUAGUGUCAAAGUGUUUAUAUAGAUAAUGUAAGCCCACCACACCAAAGAACCUCCAUAUCUCUGAGCCCUAAGUACAUUCAUUUUAGUAUUCUCUGUUCAUCUGAAGAUUAUUUUACUUUUAGUUUACUCUAUCUUGACUUGUCAAUGGUAGGCUGUUGUUUUACCUAACUAGUGAUUAGGACAUGGAAAGUUAAUGACAUGAAAGAUACACAACUAAUUGCUGUGCCAUAAAAGACCCUUUUUUGUUUAACUACUCCCUGAAAUAGACACUUAAUGUAAUGAAAGGGGAGGGCUUUAUAAAAAGCAUACUUUUUCCCACCCAUAGAUUAAGUAUCAAUUUCUUUUUAUACUCAAGUUCCAAGAUCACAGCAUUGAUACCGCAGUGUUUUGUUACUUGAUACCAUAAUGUAUUCUCUAGUCAUAAAUCCUGACCACUUUCUCUUGUUACAUUGGUCAUUUUGCUCCUACUUUCUACCAACUAUUAUAUGUUUUUUUUUAUUUUCAUUCUUUGACUUUAGUGAAAAUUGUUAUUUGUUUGUAAUAUUUUUGUUAUUAUCUCAGAUAUGCCAAGUAGAUAUUUGUUUGGGGUAAGCCUACUUACUUCAGAAAGGUUCUUAACAUGAUCUACUUUAGUAUUGUCACAUCUUAAUGUUACGCAAGUCACUACCAAUAUCAAAUUUGUUGUUUUUUUUUCAUUUAUAUUUGAAAUACUUUGUUCACUUUACCCUGUCUGGUUUGUUUGUAUGGUACUUAAAAUAAUAUGUUGUAGCUGUUUUGUUUUUGAUUUGUUGAUGUUGCUAGUCUGAGUCUGACUUCAAUUUAUAAAUGUUGGUGAUCUUUUACUUAGACAAGGUACAUCUUGGACAUGCAGUUUGUACUUCUAUUUGACACAGAAAUUAUUUUGCAGUUUUUACUUUUAUGUGACACAGAAAUUAUUAUUUUGUGUGUACUUCUAAAUGACAAUUUCAUUGAAUAUGUCUUAAAACUUGAUAACAUGGAAAAUUACAAAGAAAAAUAAAAAAAGAUUGCAAUUUUU